AUGUCAAUGAAGCCACGAAUCAAGGCCUUUUUCGGCCCCUCGAGAGAAUACGCGGUGGUUGGCGCGUCAAACAACCCCUCCAAAUUCGGGUACAAGAUCUUAUCCUGGUACGUAUCCCAUGGCUUGCCCGUAGUGCCGGUGAACCCAAGAGAGCCCGAGAUCUUGGGCCAGACCGUGGUCCCGUCCGUGCCGGAAAUCUUGCGGGCGCUAUCGGAAAAAAGAAACGUGGCCCACCAUCAGCUUGCGGCCGCGGACGGACUCAGCAUCUCGUUCUUGACGCCCCCGCAAAUCACCGUCCGCACUUUGGACGACAUCUCUGCGGUGCCGCACUACAAGUCGCUUGUGAAGGGGCUUUGGUUCCAGCCGGGGAGCUACGACCAGCAGGUGCUCGACAAGACAGAGGAGCUCGGGCUUUGCGCCGUGCAUCAGGACGAGUGCAUUUUGGUCCGCGGCGACGAGGGGCUCUACGCCGCCAAUUUAUAG
Messenger RNA from Metschnikowia bicuspidata var. bicuspidata NRRL YB-4993, 483 nucleotides. RefSeq lists its product as uncharacterized. The record is from RefSeq and is a predicted model, not a curated record. The coding region runs from base 1 to 483 and encodes 160 amino acids. Lineage: Eukaryota; Fungi; Ascomycota; Pichiomycetes; Serinales; Metschnikowiaceae. The transcript has a single exon.